Messenger RNA from Anopheles maculipalpis, 8389 nucleotides. Its product is annotated as serine-rich adhesin for platelets. Bases 41 to 8389 code for a protein of 2782 amino acids. Lineage: Eukaryota; Metazoa; Arthropoda; Insecta; Diptera; Culicidae. The record is from RefSeq and is a predicted model, not a curated record. The transcript is spliced from 4 exons. Gene Ontology annotation, molecular function: protein binding.
GAAACCUGAAGCCGGCAGUGUGGGCAAAGCUUUCGGGAAAAUGAAUAUAGAUCCAUCGAGCAAGGCACAAGAACAGGAAGAGCAGAAUCAGCAAACGGCAGAAGCGGCGACUACAGCAACAACCAUCACCACCACUACGGCAACAACUACCAACGCGGUACUGGCAUUACUAAUUUCCCCAUCAUCGCCCUCGUCCACGUCGACCGUUUCGCCUACUGCUUCAUCGAUUUCGAAAAACAGCAGCACCGACGAGGUCGAUGAAACUACGGCGGAAGCAGAACCACCACAACUCGAGGCAAAGUGUAGCAAACCGGUGGCGGACCGAGACCGAGGACAGGAUGAUCAGCAACGACAACGAGCAGAUCAAGAUGGCCAACGCAAUAACAGUGAGCAAUGUACGGCAACGGAAGAACCGCUCGGUGUUGACUGUCGGAACGCAACCGGGAGGCCCGAUCAGCCGAAUGUUACGAUGACACUAGACGUUACGAACACUACCACUACUAGAUUGCAGGGCCAAUGCAUACCAGAAAACGUGACCACCGAAUUAAGGACAUUCGAGCUAAAAGCGUCAGCUGUUGCCCCGGUCCACGGGGCUGCGCUAGAAAGCGAAGUGAACAGGGACAACAGUAACGCGGCGAAGGAGGACGAUACACUGUUGUUGCCGAUAGCAGUAGGGCCGGUAGAAGAUUUGACCGCGGAAGCCUUAUCAACACCAAAAACACCACAACAAACGUUGUCAUCGAGUUCAAGCUCAAGCUCAUCCACCUCCUCGACACCGUCCGUCGGUGAGGAACGGCGCCUGCCGGUCGUACCGGAAGAGGAUUCGUACACGGAAGAUCCACCGGCAGGCGAGUGCUGUUACAAACAGGCAUUAGUUGCUUCCAACAAUAAUCCCGCGCUAGUACAAGCGGUUGAUCUCUCGUCUGCUGACGGUGGUACUGCUGGCGGUUGCAUCAAUGACCGCUAUAACAAUAACAGCAAGCGCAGUGAUAGUGACUUUCAAACCGUGCUCGGUGACAACACGCAAACGAAGGUUACCAACAGGAAUGGCGAUGAGACGGUGGCGGCAACAGCAGGGUCCUUAUCGUCCGCAGCGAGCGGUUACACCGUUGCUAGUAGCGCUGCCGUUGUGAUGGAGGAAGGCGUCCGUACGUCUGCUGCGGCGAUGACAUCCGUAACCGAAAUAGCGCUAGGACAAGGCGAACGGCAGCGCUCAGUCACCAACACCACCACCCUCAUCAUGAAGCAUGAUCUACUACCCGCCGAUGAUGAGCACGAGCGGACGAGCGUAGCAACCUUGCUGGGAAAAGCAGAACGUACCCAGGUGGUGGUGAGAGCGAAUGACGACAAUAACUGCGAACUGCCGGCCGUAGCACCGAUAGAGUUAGUACAAACGUUACCGAUCGAAACGACACAGCAGGACGGCAUAAUUACAGCUGCCACUGUGACCGUGGCGGCGGAUCUAAAGAACGAAACCGUCGAAGGUGUGACGACUCGAACCGAAGAGCGAAGCAACACAACAUUUGCCAGUGCCACCGAUACCGCCAACGGUUCGCCACCAUCAUCGUCGUUGUCCUCCACCUCGUCCUCCUCAUCCACUGCUCCUUUAUCUACGUCCUCUGCGCGCUCGUUGUCCUCGUCCGAAUCAUCAUCCGAACUUUUGGCCGAAUCCCAACAAGAACCUUCUGGCAAAGGGAACGACACUCAACACGCUGUAGACAAUCGACCGUUCGGUGGCGACACUUCACCCAAAGGACACUCCCUUGAGCGUGAAGGAUUGUCCGAUACGGUGCUUCACCAUACGCAACGAGCUCCACCGCCGACGUGUUCAGUCCUUCGAUCGGUUGAGACGGCAGGUGCGGUUGAAGGUGGCACCAGCACCACACGUUUGUUAACACUAGCCGAGGAACUGUCGCAGGCUGCUGCGGCUGCAUCUUCGUCACCAUCGUCGUUGACACCGGCGCUAGUAGUAAGCAUACCGCCAUCCGCAGUCGCAGAUGUCCUACCAAAGAGUGCUGCCGAUACAGCAGCAGCGGUGGUUAGUGGUAGCAGCAGAAGUACGUCCCCAGUGCUGCAGAGUAGUUUGAAGAAAUCGAGCAAAAUGGGUGUUGCUACUGGUGCGGCGGCCGCUGCUACGGCUAAGGGUGAAAACAGAAGGCGGGUUUCGUUUCCUCAGGAUGCGCAGCUUAUCACGGGCUAUCUGGAUCCGGUUAACCCGUGGGCCUGCAUAUCGGUUUGUGAAACACCAGAGCUAUUGGAACUGUAUCAAACUUCCUGCAAGCGGCACAACACGAUCCCGCUUAAGACUGUGCUCGAUCACCUGCAAUCGAUCGACGUCACAAAGGGCCGUGUGCCGUUGCUCUCGCUCAAAGAUCAACACCUUAGCUACAGCGGGUGUGAGGCACUCGAGGAGAUCUUUAAGCACGUGCAGUACCGCUGCAUCGAUUUGUCACACAGCGGGCUGGACGAUGUGACGGCAAGCGUAAUGUUCGACAUCAUCGAGUAUUAUGAGGCGGCACAGGAGCUGGACAUAUCGGACAAUCUGCAGAUGUCCGGCAAAAGUUGGACCGCUUGCAUAAACAUGAUCAAGAAGAGCCAAGCGCUAAAUGUGCUAGUAAUGCGUGGCCCCAUGAUAUCCAACUACCAGGCAAAUAAUCUUGCCAAAGCGUUAAACACCUCCGCCAUACACACGCUCAAGCUGGAACAUUGCGUGCUCAGCCAGGAGCCGAUCGCAUCACUAUGCUCCACCCUGAAGCGUAACAAAGUGUUGCGCGAGCUGUGGUUAGCGCACAAUCAGUUGAGCUGCGAGGAUGCGCUGCAGAUCGCGAAUCUGUUACGGACAAACCUUCACAUACAACUGAUCGACAUCUCCAACAAUCGAAUCGGGGAUAAAGGCGUGGAGCACAUUGUGAAUGCGAUCGUAGAACAGGCGGCACACUUUAAGGAAGUGCAGGAAAAGAAACGUAAAAGUGAUCUUCUGAACUUUUCCGAUCUUUCGAGUAGCCUGAACAGCAUCAACAGUGCGAAAAAUUACUUUCCCCAGCGAUUGCGUUCGUCCGAUUCCGAUUCAGUAGUGUCCUCCACCACGGCAACGGAACCCGAAUUGGAUUCUUCACCUUCACCGCUUACGCUUACUCCACCAGUAACACCACCGUCAACACCCGCACUUCCGCCCUGUGAUACGACCUCGACGGAAGAUGAGGAGAACAAGAAAAAGAAAGUGGCCAGCGAAAUGCUGGAAACUACGAAUGGCACCACCAGCAGCACCACCUUCCUCGACUCUACGGAAGCAACGGCUCCAGUGUAUACGACGCAGCACCAGCCCGACAAAGAUGAAACGAACCCACCACUACCUCCCUCACCCAUUACCGCACCGCCAACGCCAUCGCCCGUUGCUGUCGCUCCAUCGAAUGUGAAUCUAGUGGAAAUGAGUACAAAACAUAGUGUAAGUCUACAAACAACUAGUGAUAGAGAGAAGCCCGACAUGGUAGCACGCCCCGUCAUGAUGACGGCCGAGGAAGAAGCACUGAUGAAUUCCUCUAGCGGUGGAGCAACGUUAACAGCAGUGGCAACAUCGGUGGCGGUUCUGGGUGGCGGUGAUGAAAGCAAGACGAUGAGCACCUCAGCGGAAACAGUACAAACCGACAACAAAGAGUCGUCGAUGGCGGUUGUGCAGGAGGUUGAUGACGGUUUUGUGGAGUUGCUGAUGGCGAAGGAAGAGGAAUCACAUUCGGAUAGCCCAGUGCCACAAGCGCCCAAAAAGCCUCGGCUGGCGAAGCAAGACAGCGUACUGACCGAGUUUGAGGCAUCGCUUUCCACGGCCAUGGAAAUUGGGGACCAAAGAGAAGAAAAGCAAAAAACGGAACAGCUACCGGCUACCAAGGAAGCAUUGCCUCCCCGUGCGCAGAUGCUGAUGGAAGAGGACGUGCCCGAACUGUGUGCCGAUUACGAUGAUGAUGGUAGCAAUUUACGAAUUUCCGAAGAAAAUCUCUUUGUCGAUCUUGGUAUACCGGCUCUGAGCGAGGAAGAGCGGAGUGCAUCCGUUGAAUCGUCCGGGGAUGUGUUUUCACCGCUUGCACCACCAUCGAAAAAGGACGAGCUGCAGCUAUUGCUUGAAAAAUCUCAUCAAAAAGAGAAGGAAAAACUAAAAGCGGAAUCCACUGCCGCGGAGGUGCAGCCACACACGAACGGUGUAUCAACGGUGGAAAAGAGAGAAAGAAAAAGUGCCAUUAGCAGCAACGAUGAGCGAUUGGAACCAUCGAAUAAGGAUCGUACACAAUCGAGCAGCAGCAGCAGCACCGACAGCAUCGUGGUAGAGCAGGUCAUUCCUAUGAAGGAAAAUGUACCACUGUCUCGUUCGCUGGAUUCGGUAGGCGGUGAUGAGUCCGACUUUGAAAGUAGCAGCCCGUUCCGUACGACAGCACCGAGCUCCUUUCCUAACGAGCGUUCGUUCAGCUCGGAAAGCCUCAACAGUGAAACGUCGAUCGAUUCAAAUGAUUCGAAAUCAAGCCUUAAAAUACACGAAUCCAAGUUUGCCGCUAAGAACGGUACCCUGGAACGGCAGCAAUCGAACGUAAACCGUGAGACGGUUGGCACGGAACAAUCGCCAAACAGUCCGUGUGGAUUACAGGUGCUGGUGCUAUGGAACAAUGAAAUUACCCGCAAUUCGGCUCGUCAUUUUCAACGUUUGCUUGAAAGGUCGAGUACGCUCGAUACGCUUAAUGUUGGCAGUAAUCAACUUUGCAAUAGCUUUGUUACCGGCAUUAGUGGGAGUUUGAAGGCGAACACAACACUUACCAAUCUGGGACUGCAGGGAGCACAUCUGUCGGACAAGGGCGUUAAGACGAUGGCAGAAAUCAUCGAGUUCGGGGGCAACUCGUCGCUUCAGCGGAUCGAUUUGAGGCACAACAAUAUACAGAAGGCGGGCUUAGAAGCGCUGAACGAGGCGAUGAAAUCCAACAAAUCCAUCACCCGCAUCGAUCUGGAUGACACGCCGAGAAGGAUCAAGGAUACAUCGCUGGACGGUGUUGGUUCGGAGUACAGCCGGUUGGUUAACAACAUCCGGGCACAGUGCGAACGGAACAAAAACCCACCGGAACCGAGUGAACCGAUCAGUACGACGACGGUACGGCGUGCCCGGGCCAACUAUCUGAGUUCGCGAAAAAUUUCGCUCACCUGCCCAUCGAUCAAAACAUCACCGAGCGCGCUGGCCGAUAAGCAACAUCUGCUCGAUCCGAACGGUGGGUGCAAAAAGUCGACAGGUGGUCGUUUGCGUUCACCAUUGCCGAGUCCCAUCCCUUCACCGAUUGCCUCCCCGGUGCCGAGUCCGUCCCGCAACCGAUUCCAUGUUUCACGCGUGACCGAUUCGACCGGUGGUGGUGGUGGUAGUGGCGGCGGUUCCGCAUCGUCCCCGUCCCCCUCGUCUACCGGCAGUUCGCCGACACUGUUCUUUCCGUCGAACUCUCGGUUCCGGGUGGUGACGGUGGCCGAGCCGGACACUAAUGCCGGUGCUAAAAGUGCUAACAAUCCGUACCGUAGCAGCAGCACGAUCAGUCUACCCAUGAGUGGUAAAUCGUCAACCACAUCCUAUACGGUUGGUGGUGGUGGUGUAUGCGGAACGGCACCCGUGACUACUAUCAAUCGCCGUCCGGUGUGCAGUUCCGCACCGACACUCUCAUCCUUUCCCUCAUCGCCACUGUCUCCGUUAGCUGCUGCCGCUGGUGGAGUGCCGAUGGUCGGUCGGGUAGCUAGCCAAACACCUUCCCCGCUGUUACCACCAUCAUACGGCAGCGGGAGUAACAAUACCUUCCAUACGUCACUGAUUGCAUCGUCAGCGGGAGUGAUUGCGGGAUCAUCCUCGUCACCUACUACCAUAUCCACGAUACUUCCCAUGCCGAAUAACACGACGAUCCCUUUGGGAGUGGCACAAUGUACACUACUACAACAGCAACAGCAACUUCAAUACCAGCCACUACCAGCACCACAGUUCGUUCCACUGAUGCAUCAUCAGCCGGCGCAAAACUAUCACUUUGUUACAACGUUCGGUCCCGGCGGCAAUACAACGGUUCCCAUACAGCCCAACAUGGUUACGCUUUCAUCCUUACAAUCGCAGAUCGUACCACAAACGAUCAUUCACCACCACCAACAACAACAACAACAGAUUCCACUACAAACAACACUGUCAUCAUCAUCGUGCACCGGAAAGAUGCGCCAAAUGUCCAACACAUCCGACUCUGCUCAUCAACACAGCAGCAACAGCAGCAGCAGUAGCAACAACAACACCAACAACAACAAUAACAACAGUAGCGGUAGUACGCUUCACGACUCGGUGCUUUCUUCCACCAGCAUCGAAAGUCCCGAUCUGGAGGUGAAACGGUUCAUGUCCGGUGGAACCAUGCUGGACGAUAGUUGCUGUUCGUCGAUCAGCAGCAACAGCAUUGAUUCGAUCGAUGCCGCUCAUUUCAACAUUAACGCUUCGAUUAGCUCGACGGAAGAAAGUUUCGAUAUGAUAGUAAAUUCUCCGCCACCGGCCAUUACCGCUACCGCCCCUGCUGCUGGUGGCUCUACCGGUGGUGGUGGAUCUUCCGAAUCGAGCAAUAAUGUCAGCACCUCCACAUCACGCAUCUUGGAAGAGGAAAGUACACUUAUUCCGAAAGCAUCAUCGAUGACGUUAGAGGCACCACAACCACCCGCAAGCUUUUCCACCUCUAGCAUGGUACAGGUAAAUUUGGACAGCUCACAGGAAUCCCUGUACGAUGUGCACGAUCUAUCCGGUUCCUCCAACUCUUCGUCCAUCUCGGCAGCAGCAAACACUACUCUGGCGGUAAAUACCGCAAAAUCCACCGUACAAUCGGUCGGCUCGCUAGGUGCCGGAGGUCAACCAGGUGGUGGUAACAAUUCCAACGAAAGCACACUAACCUCGGUGCAAAAUCUCGAUCGCGAGCCGGUAGUAGCGGCGAGCAGCAAGAUGACAGCAACUACCGAAAAGCCACCGCGCGUACGUAAAACCUCGUGGAUUUUGGGCGGCGGCAGUGGAAGCAGUGGCAGCAGCAGCAUCAAGCAUGCUGAUUCCGGCUCGAGCGGCGCCAGUACACCGACACCGAGUGGUGGCAGCGGCUAUCCACCAGCGAUCGAGAAGCUGCUCAGCAUCUUUCAUCCGAGCAAUUUGUUUUCGUCUAGCAAAUCAUCCGCCAGUCCGCCGCCGGCAGCAACGCAGGAAGGUUCGGGUGGCGGAUCACAGCCACCGUCACGCAAGGAAAGUCCAAUGGGAGGAUUGUUUUACUGGGCGCAUCAUGGUUCAGGGAAUAGUGGCAAUAGUAGCAGCACGAGUGCCAACACAAGCCCAACCAGUACUGCCACUACGGCAGCGACUAAAAAGGAUGACGAUCGAGCCGGUUUAAAGGUGAACGUGUCGCCCGAAACUACACUAACACCGCAACAGUUGCAACCGUUGCAGAAUCAGGCACAUGUAAUGGCUUACCAUCAACAGCAAUUGCAACAGCAACAGCAUAGUGCCCAACAUAUGCCACCUCAGCUGAAGGUAGAAAUGAAGGAGAACAUCUCACCGGAAAACACCAUCACAAACAAACUGUUGUUGUCCACCUCGAAUGCACCCACGAUGGCAGGUGGUGGUGCUGGACUGGAUGGGGGGCCAACCAUUGCGAUGCUAUCGUCUCCAACAGUGAAUGUACCGGUUGCUGCGGCCGGUCUUACCACUACACCCCAUCCGAAGGUUAUAUUCCAUCUCGGUGGUGAUUACGACGAAUCGGAGGAUGAUAUCGAUACGCUUACCAACAAGUACGGGAAUCAUCCGAGCGUUGCAGGUGGAGCUACUGGUGGUGGUGGUGGUGGUGGCGGAGUAAUCCACUAUUUCGGUGGCGGACCGAGCAGCUUGAUGGGUGGCAGCACAACGAGCAACAGUAGUGGCAUCAGCAUCGGCAGCAGCGGCACCAGUGCCGGCGGUGAUCUGAUGAUGCUGAGCGGUAGUAGUGCCGGGAUCGUAGUUUCACCUUCGCCGAGCGCCUCCAGCGGACAGUCCGACACGGUCGUAGUAUUGAGCCAUCUUGGACAGCUUGCACGCGACUCGCUCAGCAUGUUCAAGAAUCCUAGCCUCACGUCGCAAGAUUCGAUUUCGAUUCGUUCGUUGGAUUCGCUAACGGAGAUUGGGAACGAGGGUGGUCCUGCUGGUGGUAAGAGUACGCAAAUGGUUGCACCACAACAGCAGCCGCCGUCGUCGUCAGCGUCGUCGUCGUCGGUGGUGCCAACACCAACAACAACAUCGACAACAAUUUCUUCCUCAUUAUCAUUAUCAUCAACUUCUUCAUCAGCAACACAAAUGUCAACAUCUGCAGCUGCGACACCAUUGGCGGACAGGCAGGAAACACGCUAG